Hemibagrus wyckioides is the source of this 7071-nucleotide messenger RNA. Its product is annotated as collagen alpha-1(XI) chain-like. Lineage: Eukaryota; Metazoa; Chordata; Actinopteri; Siluriformes; Bagridae. Gene Ontology annotation, molecular function: extracellular matrix structural constituent. The transcript has 67 exons. The record is from RefSeq and is a predicted model, not a curated record. The coding region runs from base 258 to 5738 and encodes 1826 amino acids.
UGCCUCAGGAUUUUUUUCUUGCACAUACACAUAUACACACACAUGCACGUGCGCGGUCACACACACACGGGCGCGCGCGCGGUCUCUCUCACACACACGCGCACACACGCACACACCUUCAGGGCUGAGGAGUUGCUGAGGCCGGAGACUCUGCUCCACAUCCACACUCUGUUUCACUGAAAUUUAUUAUUAUGGGAGAGAAAAAAUAAAAUCAGAGAGUUUACUGGAUCGAGGAAGACUUGUGUUGAAUAAUCGGAAUGAUGGAUGCGCAGAGGCGGAGGACGAGAGAAUGGCUUUGGCAUCGCGGUGUAUCGAUUCUCAUCACCGUAUCGGUGUUCCUGCAGACUGCGUGUGUGAGAGCAGCUGAGCCAGUGGACGUGCUGAAGGUUUUGGACUUUCGCAGUUCUCCAGAGGGAAUAACAAAGACUCAGGGACUCUGUCCUGUCAGGAGAGGAUCCAAACCCGACGUGGCCUACAGAGUGGACAAGAAAGCCCAGAUCAGCACUCCAACGAAAAAACUCUUUCCAGCUGGAGUAUUUCCUGAAGAUUUCUCCAUCCUCAUGACCAUAAAGCCCAAAGCUGGAACUCAGGCCUUCCUCUUGUCAGUGUAUAAUGAUAAGGGCCUGCAGCAGCUGGGGGUGGAGAUCGGACGCACUCCAAUCUUCCUGUACGAAGAUCAGCAUGGAAAACCCACGCCUGAAAAUUAUCCCUUAUUCAGAAACAUUAAUCUCUCCGAUGGGAAGUGGCACCGUGUGGCGAUCAGCGUGGAGAAGAAAUCCAUCACCAUGAUCAUCGACUGUAAAAAGAAAAUUUCAAAGCCUCUGGACAGAAGUAAUAAAGCCGUGAUCAGCACCGAGGGCAUCACGGUGUUCGGCACCAGGAUCCUGGAUGAGGAGGUGUUCGAGGGAGAUAUCCAGCAGCUGCUGUUGGUGGACGACGCCCGAGCCGCGUACGAUUAUUGUGAACAUUACAGUCCCGAGUGCGGAACGCCUCAACAGGAAACACCGCAGGCUCAGGAACCCGAGGAGGAGUACACUGAGUACACAGAUUAUUACGACUACACGGAGGGAGAAGUCGGAGCUACUGAGGUUCCUCUAGAGGAAACCGACACCAAAACUGACACCCAAACCGACACCCAAACCGACACCCAAACCGACACCCAAACUGACACCCAGCCCAGUACAGGGGACGUGGAGUACUACACUGACACCGAGCUGGAGUACGGAGCUGUGGAUGGGUCUGAACCUCAAACCACCACAUCACCUGUUAAAACUGGGGAUGUGACGUAUGAGGAGGAAAUUGUGGAUGAUUACGUCACUGGGGUGGAGCAGGUGGGCGUGGACUCGGCUUCCACACCUGUGGAAUCCAAAACCGUGGAGACGGUGGAGGGUGAUGUCACGUCCUUCAAAGAGUAUGACAUGAGCGAGUUUGAGACAAAAGAACUGGAUCCAAGUCACUAUGACGACGGUUUCUAUGACUACGGCACGAUAGCUCCGGGCCCAGACCCAACCCAAGAGCAUGAGGUGGAGAUGCCUGCAGAGACUGGCCAGUCAGAGGGCAGGACUGCUGGUGGUUAUGGAGGUGAGAAAGGACAGAAAGGAGAACCUGCUGUCAUUGAGCCGGGAAUGCUAAUAGAGGGACCACAAGGACCACCAGGACCCGCGGGUCUUCCUGGCUCUCCAGGUGUUCAGGGUGCUCCCGGUCUCCCUGGUGAUCCCGGUAACAAAGGUCCUCCUGGUCGUCCUGGUAUCCCUGGUGCUGAUGGAGCUCCUGGACCUUCAGGAACAGUCCUCAUGCUGCCAUUCCGUGCAGGAGGUUUGGCCUCUAAAGGUCCGGUUGUGACAGCGCAGGAAGCUCAGGCUCAGGCCAUCCUGGCCCAGGCUCGGUUAACAAUGAGGGGUCCGCCCGGGCCUGUGGGGUUAGCCGGCAGAUCUGGUGCUAUGGGUAGUCCUGGAACACCUGGUCUUAAAGGAGAUAGUGGAGAUGCUGGUCCACCUGGUCCGAGAGGACUGCAGGGACCCACAGGGCCCUCGGGGAAGCCGGGGAAGAGGGGUCGUUCAGGAGCUGAUGGAGCCAGAGGAAUGCCAGGAGAAGCAGGAGGAAAGGGAGAUCGAGGCUUCGAUGGUCUGCCGGGUUUACCUGGGGAGAAAGGCCACAGGGGUGAGCUCGGCCCGAUCGGACCCCCAGGACCACCUGGAGAUGACGGGCCAAGGGGUGAGGAUGGACAGAUUGGACCGAGAGGACUGCAGGGAGAAGGUGGUCCUAGAGGUUUACUCGGCCCACGAGGAUCUCCAGGUUCUAAUGGUCAGCGUGGUCUCCCCGGACUGGACGGGCCGCCGGGUCCUAAAGGGAACUUGGGACCACCAGGAGAAGCAGGACCACCUGGUCAGCAGGGUCUCCCUGGUUCACAGGGUUUACCGGGACCUCAGGGCCCAAUCGGACCUCCUGGAGAAAAAGGUCCUUCUGGGAAACAGGGACUGCAGGGUUUAUCUGGAGCUGAUGGUCCUCCUGGUCAUCCAGGGAAAGAGGGACCGCCUGGAGAGAAAGGAUCUGUUGGUCAUCCUGGACCUCAGGGCUCUAUCGGCUACCCCGGACCCCGAGGAGUGAAAGGAGCUGAAGGAGUCCGUGGGUUAAAAGGUGGUAAAGGAGAAAAGGGUGAAGAUGGUUUCCCUGGAUUUAAAGGUGAUAUGGGACUCAAAGGGGAUAAGGGGGAACCUGGAGUGAUUGGAUUGAGGGGAGAAGAUGGACCAGAGGGACCGAAGGGAAAAGCCGGACCGACUGGAGAAGCUGGACCCAUGGGACUGGCUGGAGAAAAGGGUAAACUGGGAGUUCCUGGAUUGCCUGGAUAUCCUGGACGACAGGGUCCAAAGGGUUCUACUGGCUUCGUCGGUUCUGCUGGAGCCAAUGGAGAGAAAGGAGGAAGGGGACUCGCUGGUAAAGCAGGGCCGAGAGGACAGCGCGGGCCAACGGGUCCUCGUGGUAGCCGCGGUGCAAGAGGACCGACAGGAAAACCAGGAGCGAAGGGAACAUCUGGACACGACGGUCCUGCUGGUGGUCCUGGAGAAAGAGGACCUCAAGGACCCCAGGGGCCUGUCGGGUUGCCGGGCCCUAAAGGUCCACCUGGACCACCUGGUAAAGACGGACUGCCCGGACACCCAGGACAGAGAGGAGAGACCGGUUUCCAAGGGAAGACGGGUCCACCUGGUCCCGGAGGAGUCGUGGGGCCACAGGGUCCUACAGGAGAAACCGGACCUGUGGGAGAAAGAGGACACCCCGGAUCCCCGGGACCCCCCGGAGAGCAAGGUCUUCCUGGAGCAGCGGGUAAAGAAGGUGGAAAGGGAGACCCGGGUCCCCAGGGUCCUGGUGGAAAGCCCGGUCCUGCUGGUAUCCGAGGUUUCCUGGGACUGAGAGGUCUUCCUGGAACGCCAGGUCCAGGAGGUCUGAAAGGUGGUGAAGGUCCUCCUGGUCCACCAGGUCCCAACGGAUCUCCAGGUGAGAGAGGAGGUGCUGGACCCGGCGGCCCGAUUGGAGUACCGGGACGAAAUGGACCUCAAGGACUCCCGGGACCCGCUGGAGAGAAAGGUGGCCCGGGCGAGAAAGGUCCUGCUGGCCCCGCUGGUCGAGAUGGUAUCCAGGGUCCAGUUGGACUUCCUGGUCCUGCAGGACCUCAGGGACCACCUGGAGAGGACGGUGAUAAGGGAGAAGUCGGAGAAGCGGGACAGAAGGGAAGCAAAGGGGACAAGGGCGAAUCUGGUCCUCCUGGUCCAGUUGGCCUUCAAGGUCCAGUUGGCAAUCCAGGUCCUGCUGGCAGCGAUGGUGAAGCUGGUCCACGAGGUCAGCAGGGAAUGUUCGGCCAGAAGGGAGACGAAGGACCUCGAGGAUUCCCCGGACUGCCAGGACCCGUCGGCCUACAGGGAUUACCUGGACCUCCGGGGGAGAAGGGAGAGACCGGUGACGUCGGUGCCAUGGGUCCUCCUGGUCCUCCGGGUCCGAGAGGCCCUCAGGGUCCCAGUGGAGCCGAUGGAGCUCAGGGGCCUCCUGGUGGUGUCGGCUCUAUGGGAGGAAACGGAGAAAAGGGUGAGACAGGUGAAGCAGGAAACCCAGGAUCCCCUGGAGAGACUGGUUCAAUGGGUCCGAAAGGUGAAGUGGGUGAGAAAGGAGAGACUGGACCACCUGGAGCUGCCGGACCUGCAGGAGCACGAGGACCCCCUGGAGAUGACGGUCCUAAAGGAAACCCUGGACCUGCUGGAUUUCCUGGAGACCCAGGUCCUCCUGGUGAGCCCGGUGUUGCAGGACUCGAUGGUCUUCCUGGAGAUAAAGGAGAAGAUGGAGAAGCCGGUCAACAGGGACCCCCAGGUCCGUCAGGUGAAGCUGGACCUCCUGGACCUCCAGGAAAGAGAGGUCCGGCCGGACGGCAAGGGCCCGAGGGCAAGCAGGGAGAAAAAGGUUCUAAGGGUGAAGCCGGAGCUGAAGGACCAGCUGGGAAAACUGGGCCUGUUGGACCUCAAGGACCACCUGGGAAGCCUGGUGCUGAGGGACUAAGAGGAAUUCCUGGACCUGUGGGUGAACAGGGACUUCCUGGAGCAGGAGGUAAAGACGGUCCACCGGGUCCACUGGGUCCUCCUGGACUCCCAGGGCUGAAAGGUGACCCGGGUUUUAAAGGUGAAAAGGGUCAUCCUGGUCUGAUUGGACUGAUCGGACCUCCAGGUGAUUCAGGUGAGAAAGGAGACAGAGGUUUACCUGGAGCUCAGGGAACAGCUGGAGGCAAAGGUGAUCCUGGUGGUGUUGGUUCUCCUGGUCCUCUUGGUCCUCCUGGUCCUCCUGGUAUUCCUGGAACACAAGGACAAAAAGGAUCCAAAGGAGCGAGUGGUCCAGCGGGUCAGAAAGGAGAACCCGGGUUGGUCGGCACUCCUGGUCCUCCUGGUCCUCCAGGUGACAUGAUCCAGCCACUGCCCAUUCAGAUGUCCAAGAAAUCCAGGCGUUCUUCAGACGUCCAGGCCGACGAGGCCGUGAUGGAUUAUGGUAUGGAGGGAAUGGAGGGAAUGGACGAAGUCUACGGCUCUCUCAAUAACCUGAAGCUGGACAUUGAGCGUAUGAAGUUCCCUCUUGGGACGCAGGACAAUCCGGCUCGUACUUGUAAAGACCUGCAGCUCAGCCAGCCCGACUUCCCCAACGGUGAAUAUUGGAUCGACCCAAACAUGGGCUGUAAAGGAGAUUCCUUUAAGGUGUAUUGUAACUUUACAGCAGGAGGAGAGACGUGUAUCUAUCCUGAUAAAAAGUCCUCAGGGGUUCGAAUAUCCAACUGGCCCAAAGAGUCUCCAGGGACGUGGUUCAGCGAAUUCAAGCGCGGGAAAAUUCUCUCGUAUGUGGAUGUAGAGGAGAGUUCCAUCACCGGCGUCCAGAUGACGUUCCUCAAGUUGCUGAGUUCUGCAGCAAGACAGAACUUCACCUACAUCUGCCACCAGUCCGUCGCCUGGUUCGACGCUAAAGCAGACAGCUACAACAAAGCGCUGCGCUUCCUCGGCUCCAACGACGAAGAAAUGUCUCACGACAACAACCCCUUCAUCAAGGCCAUGUAUGACGCCUGCUCGCAAAAGCAGGGCUACGCUAGGACCGUGUUGGAGAUUAACACUCCGCGCAUCGACCAGCUUCCUAUCAUCGACGUCAUGCUGAACGACUUCGGAGAUCCAAACCAGAGAUUCGGCUUCGAGGUCGGACCUGUCUGCUUCCUCGGGUGAUGGCUGUCCUUCAGCCCGGCGUGCUGGGACCCUUCCAGACGUGUGGACAGCUGACACACACACACACACACUUCUGCUGGCUAAUAAAGACUGUGUUAUCAUCAUGGGAAAGUUCUUCGCCCUUGUAGGGCCGAAAUGACGAGACUGAGACCAGCAUUCUGAGGACCAACAUGAAGAGAAGACACGAACUGGUGAAUAACUGUGCACUUUCAGACUAAAAAAGAAAUGGAUUCCUCUCUUUUCCUCUUUUCCACCAAAUCCACUUCUUUUCCCAGUCCCAGUUUUAAUCCCACUAUAUAAUUAACUUCUAAUCCUGAUCUUUUAGUUUUAAUCCCACUGUUGAUCCUUCAUAACCUCAUUAUCAUAAGUUUUGAACUCCGUCCUAAACCUGAUCCCUAAUAUUAAUACCAAAAUACCUUAUUCCAGUUCCUAUUAUGGAAUUUAUUCCCAAUUUUUCAGUCCCAAUUUUUAUUCUAGUUCCACUUCCCUUUCGUCCCUUUAUUCUUUCUCCAACUGUUUAGAUUCACAUUAGUCUAUUAUAAAAUGAGAUCUUACGGUGCUAUAGAAAAGUGCAUUUUAUAAAACUGUAAUUAUGAUUUUGUACAAUAAUGUCUUUUGAAGCCGCUUUCCUGCAGAACCUUGCAUGUCUUUAAUCUGGAGAUGAUACAGUGAUUUCCUCCGUCUAAAUAGCUUUUAUCUUUAACUUUCAAACAGUCGUCCUGUUAUAGUGUGAUUAUAAACUCAGCAUUAAAAAGCAGCCCUACUGUAAAUAUUGACCACUUUUAGAGGAGAUUUAUCUGUCGUAAGGAUGCUGAAGGAGUAAUUUUAAGAUUUAAAAUCUGUAUAAAAGCAGAUUUUUCUUCAUUUCCCACUAAUGUGUUGAUGUAGUCAGUGGUAGCCUUAAUGCUGUGGUAAUCAGACGUCUGAUAACGUGACGGUGAAACAAGAGCGUUUAUAUCAGACUCAAAAUCUUUUUCUUUUAUUUUUUUAAUACCUCAACCCCGAGUGGAAGGGAAAACAUGUUAAACAGCUCUUUCAUUACGCAUUUUAAUUUUCUUUGCGUUUCUUUAUCCAAGUUUGUGUUUAAAGUUUAAAAAGUAAGACUGUGUUCCUGUGCUUGGUAUUUAAGCUUCUGUGCUGCCACGUGGUUUUGUUCCAUUUGCUUUUCUGUCUUUGUCUGAAAUGUGUUUGCAGAUCUGUUCAUGUCCUCGGUUCCCUCCAAAUACAUGACUAUAGGCAUUUAAAUUGGACACAUUUGUGUACUUUUUUUCUUCUAUAAUUUAUGUAAAACCUGGAAUAAAUGAUUGGUAUGAUCUAGUUAGUUUCUAUUCAA